Temnothorax curvispinosus is the source of this 774-nucleotide messenger RNA. RefSeq lists its product as uncharacterized. The coding region runs from base 1 to 774 and encodes 257 amino acids. Lineage: Eukaryota; Metazoa; Arthropoda; Insecta; Hymenoptera; Formicidae. The record is from RefSeq and is a predicted model, not a curated record. The transcript has a single exon.
AUGGCCUUUUCUGUCGACUCCCGUACUCAAUUGAGCCUGCAAGCCACGACGAAUGAGCUGCUGCAGAGUCUGGGAGAUAGAUUGGCUGGAUUUAUAGAGAGUCAACAGCGUACCAACAAGGAAAUUACGGACAAGCUCAGCGAUCUUAGUCGUAUCGCGGACAUAGCGUCACAAAACAGCAAACGCAUCGUUGAACUUGAACAAACUGUCUCUGCAUUAGAGCGUGAAGUCGGAGAGUUCAGAAAUCUAAGAUCGGCUCAGUCGAUCUCCACGACUGACAAGCAUAUCGAUAAUGAGCUAGUCAUAUCGGGAGUGCCUGCGGCUUUACCGAUCACACCGGCUAGGUUGGUUCAGAAUGUAUUUGAAUCGCUUGACGUAAAGGAUCUCUCAUGUCAUAUUUUGAAUGUUAGACCUAUGGUGCGGAAGACACACAAGGCGGUGGGCCCGGAUUGUCCCCCGCGAACGGACGAGACUGGCUCUAUUGCUGUCACCCUGUCCUCUGGCGCUGUUCAGCGAACAGUUUUAUUGAAGGCGCGUGCAAAGCGGGAGCUCAAACAGAGCAAGGUCUGUGGAAAUGAUUCCAAUCGCAAUAUACAUGUAAAUGAAAUGCUAUCCAAGGCCACAUAUGAUUUGCUGCAACUGACCGGGCGCACGGCCAAGGACAAGUCAUAUAAAUUUGUUUGGAUGAAGAGCAGACGUAUUAGUAUUAGACUCUUGGAAGGCAAGCCCAUCAUUAACAUUGAUUCAGAAUCAGAUCUCGUGAAAUUAGUUUGA